Molecule: messenger RNA, 2037 nt
Organism: Alternaria viburni
Lineage: Eukaryota; Fungi; Ascomycota; Dothideomycetes; Pleosporales; Pleosporaceae
Exons: 6
Coding region: 1-2037 (678 amino acids)
Cellular component (GO): nuclear body; cytosol; kinetochore
Source: RefSeq, a predicted model, not a curated record
AUGGACUCAGCAGAAGAGCGGCCCACGCUGCAGGAGACGCUAAACUUACUGCAUCAAGCAUCUAGAACAACAGCAAAGCAACGGACCGUCAAAGUCUCCAGCAUAGUCGAUGUCAUCUGCCGUUACGCCUCGGAAGAUGGUCUUGACCAGGAUGCGCUGCGAGACAUAGUGCAGCUUGCGUCGGUGAAGACCCUGCUAGACCAAACCACCAUCACGACCUUGAUAAAGAACUUGUACCCGUCUCAAAAGGUUCCAGGCGAUGUUGUUAUUACUAUUGUUGGUGCGCUUGGGCAGGGCAAGGGCAAGCCUUCGCCCGGUACACAAGACAGUCUUGUGAAAUGGCUCAUCGCGAUCCAUGAGGUCGUGGAAAAUUCGAGCGUCCUGUCCCGACUAUAUGGUGUGCUGUUUGGCAUGCUCGACAUGAUCAGUAUCAGACUAGAGCUGUCUCGCGGUCUCGGCAACGAGCCUGCGCUCCAGGGUCUCCUCCGUGUCUACAAGGAUUACUAUCCCGAUAUAAUACUCGGAAGCACUUCCACAAGCCGGAAGUCGUUCGCUCCGCGACCUGAUGCCGAAUGGCAAGCCAAGAUCGUUGCCAUCCAAGAGGCUAGUGUGGCGGAAGACGACUCGAAUGUAGACGGGCAGAACGGUUUCAAGGUGCUACGAAGAAGACUCAAGGGCAGCAAAGGAUCGGCGAUUCCGGACGUGCAUACCUACCAUGCGACCGAGAGCUCAGCAACCCUUGAGGGCAUUGAUAGCGUGGACGAUUUUGUGGAGAAGCUCGACAGGAUAGAGCCACCGGGCCAGCUGGUAGCGCUCCUCGUGGACCCGUUGCUACAGAAGUACAUCGAUCUGAAGCCAUCAUCAAUCACAGCCAGUCGAUUAGGAAAUUGGCUUGCGACGUGCCUGGAAGAGCAGUUCGACGAGUGCCGACAAGGUGCUGCGAACGACAAGUACCUAUCUGAAAUCCUCGAUGGACUUCUCAGGUACGCCCAGUACACUAAGUCACUGCAUCCUACAGUAUUGAGGUUCCUUCGCGCGUACCUACCGAUAUGGGACGGUCAGCAAGACCUUGACUCUUUAUUAAGCCUCGUCUCUUAUGUUCCGAUCGAACUGUUCGAUGACGCCCAUACGACCUAUCUAUUUUCUGUCGAACGAGCUCUAGCACCUCAUGGCAUCACUGCGUAUGCGAAGCUCGUCGAUUUCUACACGGCUUUACUGCAGCACCAAAUGACCCAAACAGCAUCUGGACCUGCCGAUCAAAGAGAGACGAAACAGGAAGUACUGAGCGACCUAGUCGAGCAUGUAGCCACCUUAUUCACUUCGGCUCUCGUCUCCAUCCCCCCAGGUUCCAGCACCACCCUCACAUCAUUCAUCCUCUCGUUCUACGAACUCCUCAGCACCUCCUCGAAACCACACGUCAUCCCCAUCCAUCUCCCGCCAAUGCAUCUCGUCUACCUCCUCUCCCAGGACGCUUCCCCAACAACACUUGCCCGCAUCUGCGGCAUCAUCGGCUCCUACAAGCUAGCGUUCGAUGCGCAUCCCAAGCCGGUCAAAACAUACUACCCCGCAGAAGUCACCGAUGCAUUCAACUGGUGUCUGCGCGACAUGUACAAUCUGGUGUGGGUGUCUCGUGGUCUUCUCGUUCAAGAUCAGAAGAGCAAGGGGUUGUAUUGCGAUACGAUACUAAGGGGUACACUUAACGAGUAUCUACGCAGAGUUGAUCGUGGAUACACUAUUGGGGUUGCGUUUACGUUGUCGUAUAACGCGUGGUUGGCCUCGCUGUCUGCUGCGGCGUGGCGUGCGGUCGAGAAAAGGGAGGUUGGGAAAGCGGGUGAGCGGAAUGUGACGCGGUAUCACGACGGGCCUGUUAGUGAGAAGAGUCUGGAGGUGCUCAAGAGCAAGGGUGGUGUGAGCGUUGAUUGGGAGGGCGCAGAUGGGUAUAAGGUUAUGGUGCUGCAAUGGCUCACUGAGAGGGGCUUGGGUGGGAUUAGGGAUCUGAUGUUCGCUACCGUCAUCAACUUGAAGGGUACGGCCUGA